Oncorhynchus kisutch (coho salmon) is the source of this 1560-nucleotide messenger RNA. It is a transcript of the gene rcn3, whose product is annotated as reticulocalbin 3, EF-hand calcium binding domain. Gene Ontology annotation, cellular component: endoplasmic reticulum. The record is from RefSeq and is a predicted model, not a curated record. The transcript is spliced from 8 exons. Gene Ontology annotation, molecular function: calcium ion binding. NCBI's taxonomy places the organism in Eukaryota, Metazoa, Chordata, Actinopteri, Salmoniformes, Salmonidae. The coding region runs from base 121 to 1071 and encodes 316 amino acids.
AAAGCGUGGCACCGCCUCCUUUAUUGUAGAAUUUAAAGAGGCAGGGAAAGUGCCAACGCGUAUCUUUACAAGCCCAGAAAAAACCGUGAUUGAGACGUGUUGCUAAAAAUUGGACAGAAGAUGCUGCUGCAGUCACUACCUUCCCUCAUUCUCAUCCUCGGGGUGGUGGUAGCUGUGCCCGCUAAAGAGAAGCGUGUCCAUCGCCAUAGUGACCUGAGUGACCACGCCCAUGACGACUCCACUGGUUUCCAUUAUGACCACGAAGCCUUCCUGGGCAAAGAGGAAGCCAAGACCUUCGACCAGCUGACCCCUGAGGAAAGCAAAGACAAACUUGGGAAGAUUGUAGAUCGCAUCGACACAGACAAGGAUGGUUUCGUGAGCCAUGGUGAACUGCACCAGUGGAUCAAACACAGGCAGAGGAGGUACAUCGAGGAGAAUGUGCUGAAACACUGGAAGGAGUACGACCAGAACAAGGAUGGGAAGAUCGGCUGGGAGGAAUACAAGAACACCACCUACGGCUACUACCUGGAUGAGGAGUUUGACGACGUGGAUGACAAGGCUAGCUACAAGGCCAUGUUGACUAGAGACGAGAGGCGCUUUAGGACAGCUGACCGCGAUGGGGACGGCAUCGCCACCAAGGACGAGUUCACUGCCUUCCUUCACCCCGAGGAGUACGACCACAUGAAGGCCGUUGUUAUACAGGAAACCGUAGAAGACAUUGACAAGAACGGUGAUGGAAAGAUCACCCUUGACGAAUACAUUGGGGACAUGUUCACACCUGAGAAUGGAGAGAGUGAACCAGACUGGGUGCUGACGGAGAAAAAGCACUUCACAGAGAUCAGAGACACCAACAAGGAUGGUUUCCUGGAUAACCAUGAGGUAGCUCAGUGGAUCCUGCCAGGAGAGAUUGACCAUACUGACAAUGAGGCUAAGCACCUCAUCCACGAGACAGACACAGACAAGGAUGACAAAAUAACCAAGAAGGAGAUUCUGGCUAAUUGGAACAUGUUUGUGGGAAGCCAGGCGACCAAUUACGGAGAGGAUCUCACCAGGAGACAUGACGAGCUUUGAUGAAGUCAUGCGAAGGCUUAGGGAGGGGUUAAGGGCUCCAUGCAAAUGGAGCUCCGUUUGCGCAAUUCUAUGUACUUUUUGUGCAGCCAAAUUUUUGGAACGCACCGUAUACGUACUCUGUUUGCAUAGAGCCCUCUAGGGAGAGGGAUUUCCAAAAUACAUAUUGGGGUUUUGUAUUGUGAAAGGCCAUACACUUAUAAUGGAGAAUACUGUUACUAUUAAGGAGUUGGGUAGGGGGAAGUUCUGAUGGGAAAAGGUCACAGGUCAUAUUUAUACAGUUAACGGUAACUGGUAACGGGAGCAUGGAGAUGUUUACACACGCGGAUACAUAACCACAACUACAGCCUCUCACACACAACACAAUCAUGCUCAUGUGUGAAUAAAGACACUCCACAAGUCAACAGGCUUAUUUUUUUAACAGCAUCAUAUAUAGAAUAUACACUUGGUUCACAGGGUGGAAGGAAGGGAGGGGGCAAAAUUGAAUUACAC